UCUUCAUCACACUCUUUCCUUCUACCACAUUUCUUUCAUCUAACAAACUUAAGCUUUGCAAAAUCGAAUCAUGUCUUUGUUAACUAUGGGCGAUGAACACAGAGGCACAAUCGAGAAUAUCUCGACAUUUGAUCCGAAGCGGUUUAGAUGUCGUGUACAUGAAUAUGUACCCCACGAUCCUUUAAUAGAACCAUAUAUUAGAGGAUGUGGAUUUGGAAAUCUCCUAAACAUUGUUUCGUACUCGGUGGACUACAAGUUCAUCCUAGCUUUGUUGGAGAGGUGGAGACCCGAGACCCACACAUUUCACCUUCCGAUUGGUGAGUGUACCGUCACACUUGAGGACGUGUACAUGCUGUUGGGCCUUCGUAUAGAUGGAAAGGCAGUCAAUGGGAAAGUUAACCAUGUCAACGACAUAUGCAAUGAAUUACUGGGUGCCUCUUUGUUAGACGACGAACCUGAGGGAGACACAUCCAGUCAAGCAAGGGGGCAAGGAUUCCGAAGUCAUAUUGAACAUGAUGUGAAUGUAAAAGCAAAAAUAAUUUUAACAUGA
Lathyrus oleraceus (garden pea) is the source of this 550-nucleotide messenger RNA. Its product is annotated as serine/threonine-protein phosphatase 7 long form homolog. The transcript is spliced from 3 exons. The record is from RefSeq and is a predicted model, not a curated record. NCBI's taxonomy places the organism in Eukaryota, Viridiplantae, Streptophyta, Magnoliopsida, Fabales, Fabaceae. Bases 71 to 550 code for a protein of 159 amino acids. Gene Ontology annotation, biological process: meristem development; meristem maintenance.